Aspergillus calidoustus is the source of this 798-nucleotide messenger RNA. Lineage: Eukaryota; Fungi; Ascomycota; Eurotiomycetes; Eurotiales; Aspergillaceae. The record is from the annotation of a GenBank genome assembly.
AUGUUCUUCAAAAACACUCUGAUCCUCUCCCUCGCAACCAGCGUGCUGGCCACGCAGUCGCACGGAAUCCGCUCGCACCCGCGCUACAACCAGCCUCGCUUCAACCGCCUCGACCGCCGCUUCACUUUCCCUCUCCCCGAGUCCCAGGGCAGCGAGACGUUCAGCGAGCCGUAUGUCGUCUCCGGAAACGAGACCUUUGACGGCGGCAUGAAGACGUACGGCCGUGGUGUUUCCUGCUCCGAGGGCGAGGGUGGAGAUGCCGACGCCGUCUUCAUGGUUGAGAAUGGUGGGACGCUGAAGAAUCUUAUCAUUGGCGCCGACCAGAUCGAGGGAGUCCACUGCGAGGGGUCUUGCACGAUUGAGAAUGUUUGGUGGGAGGCUGUUUGUGAGGACGCCCUCUCCCUCAAGACCGGCUCCGGCCCCUUCACCGUAAUCGGCGGCGGCGCACAGGGCGCACAGGACAAAGUCAUCCAGCACAACGGCGGGGGCACAGUGAGCAUCUCCGGGUUCACCGUGUACAAUUUCGGCAAACUGUACCGAUCCUGCGGGAAUUGCGACGAGAUGUACGAGCGGCACGUUACAAUCGAGGGUGUUACGGCUGUCGAUGGGAGCAGCACGCUUGUGGGGAUCAAUAGCAACUAUGGUGAUACCGCGACGAUUAAGAGUGAUACGUGUGUCGAGGGGGUUGAGACGGUUUGCGCGGAGUAUGAGGGGAAUGAUACUGGAGAUGAGCCCGAGAAGAUUAGCGAGGGGCCGAGCAGCGCCUGCCAGUACUCGGAUCCUCUGCCUGCAUGCUAA